UUACAAUAUUUUUGUUUGGGGCGGGAUUAGUCAUUGUAAAUUGAGUCAACUCGGCCGCACUAUGCCAACUGCAUAAUCCGCAUCCGCCGUAAACCAGAAGCAAAUUGCAAGUGCCCAGCUGCAGAUCGUAAAAGCAGCAGCCCAGCGAAAAGCACAAAGAGAUUUUUAAGAGACCCCCACGCAUACAUAUGCCCAUUCACGCCGUGAUGGCAAAGCGCCUGCUGCCCCACCAACCGUCCUUCGAUGGGGAGGCACCUGGUCCGGAUGAGCUGGACAGUCCAGCCAUCGAGGCGGCGGCCCUCGACAUUCCCCCGCCGGAAUCCGAUAAGGCGCUCCUAAAGGGUGUCUGGGAGCGACCCACGUCUAAUGCCGACUUCAAGCCGCCCACCGAUGGGAGCACAGUGCUCCGCUUCGACAUCCUACUGGCGCACAUUAUGCCACCCGAUGGCGAGGAUGUGAAGAUCAAGCGAUUUGUGGUCUAUGAACUGACAGUGAGUCAGGAUGGGGCCACGGAGGACACUCAACCGGCGAAAAUCGAGCGUCGCUACACGGACUUUCGAGAGCUUUUCCAGGGAUUGAAGCGAACACAUCCCACCGAGAUGGCCAACAAAUACUUUCCGGCCAAGGUGCUGAUGGGUAACUUUAAGUCUGAGCUGAUUGGCGAAAGGAGUGCAGCCUUCGAGGCGUUCCUCACAUAUGUGGCCAGUCAAACGAAGCUCCGGGAUUCGGAGGACUUUCUGCGCUUCCUACAGCACGAUGAACUGUCCAGGGCGUGCCAGUUUCUGGAUGAGCGUCGCAACGAGAUGGCCAUACCCAUUCUGGAGAACUGUUUCCGCUUGCUGAACAAGAUCUAUAUGAAUCGUUCGCGGCCGGUGCUCCUGAUACUUUGUCGCCUGGUGGCGGCCUGCACCUCAUCUCCAGUUCCUCAUCAUGCAGCCGAAAGAUGGGCUCUGUUGGCUCUAAGUCGCUUUGAGACUCUGUGCGAUAUUGAUUUGCUGCCGCUCUACAUUCCUCUGCUUCACACCUGUGCACACCUUUGGUGGCAGCGCGGCCAGGACCAAAAGCCAAUCACCGACCGACUGACUGAUAUGUCCAAGCAGGGCAUCAACACUGCGAACACCGAGAGCCUCAUGCAGGCCAUUCACAAGAUCGAUCCACGCACCGAAACCAUUUGAAUCGGAAUCUCCACCAGAGUUAUCAUCCAUUAGUUGAGCAUCAUGUUCUGUAGUUUUUAGACGUCAAGCGUAAAGUGCAAUUAUAGAUUGUGUGCAAUUAGUAUUAAGGUGAAAGGAGUAUUUAUCAACCUUUAAGGUCGCACCAGCGUUUUUUUCCAAAGUAGUUUGUUAAAAAAGUUUACAAAGUAUAAAAAUCCUUAUCGAUGUCACAAAAACAAAUUAGCCAACAUUGUUAUUACUUUUUUUUAAAUCAAAACUUUCUCUUGUUUAUUUGGCAAUUCAAAUCUGUGAUUUUCAAAUGAUAUUAAUCAAUAUUUUAUUUGUUUAAAGUAAAAUUUAUAAUCUCCGUUUAAUUAACAUUAAAUUUUCUUUGUCUACCUUUGUAGCUAAUAUUAGUAUUGCGAAAAAUAUGUGUUAAGCGAAAUUGGAAAAUCAGUAAUGGUAACUUAAAGGUUAGUCUAAGCGUGUUUAUGUUUCGUGUUACGUAUUGUUUGAUAUUGUGCACUCGUUUCUGUAAUUUGUACCCAGUGGGAGUUGUGAAUAAACUAUGCACUAUAUCUUUCCCCGCCAACGUGAA
Drosophila elegans is the source of this 1752-nucleotide messenger RNA. RefSeq names its product sorting nexin-20 (gene Snx21). Gene Ontology annotation, cellular component: early endosome membrane. Bases 189 to 1175 code for a protein of 328 amino acids. The record is from RefSeq and is a predicted model, not a curated record. Gene Ontology annotation, biological process: protein transport. The transcript has 4 exons. Gene Ontology annotation, molecular function: phosphatidylinositol phosphate binding. NCBI's taxonomy places the organism in Eukaryota, Metazoa, Arthropoda, Insecta, Diptera, Drosophilidae.